CCAUGCCAGUCCACAACACCAUACCAUAAUACACCACAGGACACCACCAUAUCACACCACCACUAGAUACCACGACACACCACCACACAACACUAUUACCUCCACCACCACCACCACCACCACCAUCACUACACAUCAUACCAUACCACACAACACCACACUACACUACACCACACCACACUACACCACGGCAUUCUUGGCGCCCUGACCUGCCCAGUGCUGACGAGCCCUGUCAAGCCGCUCCGACCCCCUCCCCGUCCUGCCACGGGUCACGCGGAGUACUGUGUGAAGGCGGUGAUGGAGGAGCUGCAGAAGGCGCCUCUCGACCCCAGCAGGAGGGGCAGGUGCUUAACGAUGAGGCGUGAGCAGCAGGCGAAGCAGAAGCAGUAACUUUAAUAGCCCAGCCAGCGCCUAAAUUUAUACGUCACAAGCGCUGCCAGCCAACAGAGGUGCCAAGAGGGGCCGGCACUACCACCACCACCACCACCACCACCACCACCACCACCACCACUACCAGCAUUUCUUACCUAGUGAUCGGUGUGUUCCUCUCCGCUCCGGCUUCUGAAACACAGUGGAUGUGAUUCUUCUACCUCCUCCUCCUCCUGCUGGGUCUUCCUCCUCCUCCUCCUCCUCCUCCUCCUCCUGGAAGCGCGGCUCGUGAUGGAGGACGAGGAGAGCCCUGAGGAGUGUAAGGUCUGCAUCACCAACUAUGACAAGGCGAAGAGGAGGCCGCGGACCCUCCCCUGCGGUCACUCCUUCUGCUCGCUGUGCCUCGGGGGGAUGAUCAAGGAGGAGAAACUCACGUGCCCCUCCUGCAGGAACACCCACAACGCCGCCUCCCCCGACGCCUUCCCCAUCAGCUACGACAUGGAAGCAAUUAUACGCAAACUGAAGAUCCUACAGUACAAGGCUGAGUUCUCUAACAGCCCGGAUGGUCCUGCAGCGGUGAAGGAAAAGGUGGAGAGCGUGAAGAGAGUCCUGGCCCGCCUGCAGGAGACUCUGACGCAGCUGGGGCGGUACGAGUCACAACUGCAGGACUGGGUGGGUGACCAUGAUGAUCUGCUGACAAGACUCACGAACCUGGUGGUGAAGAAUCAAUCCGCUGUGAGACUCCUGAAGGACGAGCGGGGGAUCCUUGAGUACCAGCGGAGUAAGGGGGAGGAGGCCGUGCGGCAGCUGGAAGCCAUGCAGGAGAGCCUCACCGCCGCUGCGAGUCCCCAGGAGGCGGUGUGUGCCAUUGACGAGAGCGAGGCCAGGAGCAGCGAGGCGGAGGACUGGAUGGAGCACUGCCACACUAUCUUCCCGGACCAGAUCACCGUGCACACCUCCCUCACGGUACGCAGGAUGACGAGCCGCGCCCUGGAGGAGGCCAAGAAGGCGGAGGAGGGCGGCAGUUCCUCGGGUGACCUCCACUCCACGCCUGAGUCACCCACAGUCCUCACCAUCAUGGAGAAGGUGGACCUCAUCGCCCCCGUGCUGUCAGUGGAGACUCUGCGCCGUUUGGGAGACCCCGUGAAGACUCUGCUGGAGGAGGGGCGGGUGGGAGCGGCGCAGCACCAGCGAGAGGGGGGCGAGGAGGGGGCCACGCACAGCUCGCGGCGCGCCAGACUCUCCCUCCGCGAAGGCCUAGUCCACCUCCACGCCCUCGAAGAUCAGACAGAAUCUACGCCCGCGCCUACACACUUGAUUCCGCACGAGGCCUUGGUUCAUCUACUGGACUACACCUCGAGCCUGGUCUUCCUGACGCUGGCGUGGGCGGGAGCGGAGGGCGGCACGGUGUACAUCCGCCUCACGCCAGACACGGAGCUCGCCCGGCAGUUCCUCCUCCUCUGUAGCGGGGAGACGGGGCCCUCCUACCGCCACUCCCGCCUGCUGGGGGUGUGGAACAAAGGCACGGAGUUUGAAAUGGUGGGCGGCGGGGACUAUGAUAGGAAUGAUGGACACGGCGGAGCACCCAUCGUGGAGAACCUGCGGCCGAGGCGGGAGUACCAGAGACCUGCACUGGCGGGGACUGUGAGGGCAAUGCACGGGCCGGUUAGCAGUAAAAGCGCGCAGUUUUCUAUCAGUACUCAAGAUUGCGCGAGUCGAGAGUGGCACUGGGCAUUCGGGCGUGUGGAGAAGGGACUGGAUGUGGUGCGGGCGGCGGCUAACCACACUGCGAUCAAGGAGGUGACUGUGGUGGACUGUGGUGUGGUGGUGCCGCUGUGAUGCUGCGCGGGUGUGUGGUGUGCUGUGUGUGAGUGUGGUUGGUGAUGUGAUGUGGUGCAGAUGUGGUGGGUUUGUGGUGUUGGUGGUGCGUUUAGGAAUGUGGUGCUGUGGUGUGGUUAAAAUGCUGUGGUGAGCUUAUGGUGUCACUGAAAAGGAUAAGAACAACAUCCACAGCACAAUGACAACUGACAACAGAGAAAAUGAGAGGCAUGGAAAUAAUGAAAGAAAAGAGGAGAAAAGAAACAGCAAAAGGAAAAAAAUCACCAUGAAAAGAAAGAGAAAGAGGAAACAAAACACAAAACCAUAAAAUCACAUCACGAAAAUAAAGCAAAAUGAAUAUGCACAACUUAACUAAUUAAUAAAAUAAAUAAAUAAAAUAAAAAUUAACACACAU
Scylla paramamosain (green mud crab) is the source of this 2602-nucleotide messenger RNA. RefSeq lists its product as uncharacterized. Gene Ontology annotation, molecular function: metal ion binding; peptidyl-prolyl cis-trans isomerase activity; ubiquitin protein ligase activity. The record is from RefSeq and is a predicted model, not a curated record. Lineage: Eukaryota; Metazoa; Arthropoda; Malacostraca; Decapoda; Portunidae. Gene Ontology annotation, biological process: protein ubiquitination; protein peptidyl-prolyl isomerization. The coding region runs from base 661 to 2208 and encodes 515 amino acids. The transcript has 8 exons.